AUGGUGGAGCACGGUGUUAUAACAGAAGAGCAACAGAGGCAGAUCGCCGAUAACAUAAACAACGUCGUUAACAACCAUUCGAAGUCUGGGGAAUCUACUCCCCCUACCGAUCGUCCCGUCCGCGUAUACGCUGAUGGGAUCUACGAUCUCUUCCAUUUCGGUCAUGCUCGCUCCCUUGAACAAGCCAAAAAGUCGUUUCCCAAUACGUACUUGCUGGUGGGAUGCUGCAGUGAUGAGAUUACACACACGUUCAAGGGCAAGACUGUUAUGACUGAAUCUGAGCGCUAUGAAUCGUUACGCCACUGCAAGUGGGUUGACGAGGUUAUUACUGAUGCACCGUGGGUGAUAAAUCAAGAGUUCCUUGACAAGCACCAAAUUGAUUAUGUUGCUCACGAUUCUCUUCCUUAUGCCGAUACUAGUGGGGCUGGAAAGGAUGUUUAUGAAUUUGUCAAAGCUGUUGGGAGAUUUAAAGAGACAAAACGGACUGAAGGAAUUUCAACAUCAGACAUCAUAAUGAGGAUUGUGAAAGAUUAUAACCAAUAUGUAAUGCGUAAUCUAGAUCGUGGAUAUUCAAGAAAGGAGCUUAAUGUUAGCUUUGUGAAGGAAAAGCGACUAAGGGUGAAUAUGAGACUGAAGAAGCUACAGGAGAAAGUCAAAGAGCAUCAAGAAAAAGUGGGGGAGACGAUUCAAACAGUUGCAAAAACAGCUGGCAUGCAUCGCAAUAUGUGGGUCGAAAAUGCUGAUCGCUGGGUCGCUGGAUUUCUUGAGAUGUUUGAGGAAGGUUGCCAUAAAAUGGGGACAGCCAUAGGUAAAAGGAUUCAACAGGGGAGCGGGUUGUUGUUAAAUGGCCAUAAGAUUGAUGAUGAUGAUGAGUACUAUUAUGACGAUGAGGAAGAGGAAUGGGAAGAGGAAGAAUAUUACGAUGAUGAAGAAUACUAUGAUAGUGACGAAAAGUUAUGA
This is a messenger RNA of Fraxinus pennsylvanica, 960 nucleotides long. NCBI's taxonomy places the organism in Eukaryota, Viridiplantae, Streptophyta, Magnoliopsida, Lamiales, Oleaceae. The record is from the annotation of a GenBank genome assembly.